Tremella mesenterica DSM 1558 is the source of this 2376-nucleotide messenger RNA. RefSeq names its product heat-shock protein 90. The record is from RefSeq and is a predicted model, not a curated record. The transcript is spliced from 5 exons. Gene Ontology annotation, cellular component: cytosol; plasma membrane; protein-containing complex. The coding region runs from base 142 to 2244 and encodes 700 amino acids. Lineage: Eukaryota; Fungi; Basidiomycota; Tremellomycetes; Tremellales; Tremellaceae. Gene Ontology annotation, biological process: protein folding; protein stabilization; cellular response to heat. Gene Ontology annotation, molecular function: ATP binding; ATP-dependent protein folding chaperone; ATP hydrolysis activity.
CUUCCUCCUCCAACGCCCAUAAAUUUUGACCUCGUGCUCACAAAGUUAUCACUUCUUCAUCUCUCGCAUACAUACAUACAUACAGCAACCGAAUCAUCAUCCAUCUAUAGCAUCUCUUCGUCACAAAUUCCUUUGAUCACCAUGUCUGUCCAACCAGAAACGUUUGGUUUCCAAGCCGAAAUUUCUCAACUUCUCGACCUGAUCAUCAAUACCUUCUACUCUAACAAGGAGAUCUUCCUUCGUGAACUCAUCUCUAACGCUUCCGAUGCCCUCGACAAAAUCCGUUAUCAGGCCCUCACGGACCCUUCUCAACUUGACAGUGAGAAGGAGCUUUACAUCCGUAUCAUCCCCAACAAGGAAGAGGGUACCUUGUCUAUCAUCGAUACAGGUAUCGGUAUGACAAAAGCUGAUCUCGUCAACAACCUCGGUACCAUUGCGAAAUCUGGUACCAAAGGUUUCAUGGAGGCUCUUUCUUCCGGUGCUGAUAUUUCUAUGAUUGGUCAGUUCGGUGUCGGUUUCUACUCGUCAUAUCUCGUCGCCGAGCGUGUGCAGGUCACCACAAAACACAAUGACGACGAACAGUACAUCUGGGAGUCAGCCGCUGGUGGUACUUUCACCAUCACUGAGGACCUCAAUGGACCUCGUCUUGGUCGUGGAACGGCGAUCAAGUUGUUCCUCAAAGACGAUUUGAAAGAGUAUCUCGAGGAGAAGAGAAUUCGAGAGAUCGUCAAGAAACAUUCCGAAUUCAUCUCUUACCCCAUCCAACUGGUCGUGACCAAAGAAGUUGAGAAGGAAGUGGAGGAAGAUGAGGAGGAGGCAAAAGACGGUUCUAAGAUUGAGGAGGUUGAAGAUGAAGACUCUGGAAAGGAAAAGAAAAAGAACAAGAAGAUGGUUAAACAAACUGAAACUUCUAACGAGGAGUUGAACAAACAGAAACCCAUCUGGACUCGUAACCCAUCCGAUGUAACUCAAGAAGAGUACGCUAGCUUUUACAAAUCCAUCUCGAAUGAUUGGGAAGAUCAUCUCGCCGUCAAACACUUCUCCGUCGAAGGACAACUCGAAUUCAAAGCCAUGCUUUUCAUUCCAAAGCGUGCGCCUUUCGAUUUGUUCGAAAACAAGAAGAAACGUGGUGGUGCUUUCAAACUCUACGUUCGACGUGUUUUCAUCACCGAAGACAGUGAGGAACUCAUGCCUGAAUACCUCAACUUUGUCGUCGGUAUCGUCGAUUCUGAAGAUCUUCCUCUCAAUAUUUCUCGUGAGACAUUGCAGCAAAACAAAAUCCUCAGGGUCAUCCGUAAAAGUUUAGUGAAGAAAGCUCUCGAGCUCAUUCAAGAGAUUGCGGAAGAUAAAGAAAACUUUGAUAAAUUCUAUUCUGCUUUCUCGAAAAACCUAAAAUUGGGUAUUCACGAAGAUGCUGCCAACCGAUCUAAAAUCGCCGAAUUCUUGAGAUUCCACUCUACCAAGAGUGUCGAUGAACAAACUUCUUUCAAAGAUUAUAUCACUCGUAUGCCCGAGGUUCAAAAAUCCAUCUAUUACCUCACUGGUGAAUCUCUCGAAGCUGUCAAAGAUUCUCCUUUCCUCGAAGUACUCAAGAAGAAAGGAUUCGAAGUUCUUCUACUUGUCGACCCCAUCGACGAAUACGCAGUUACUCAAUUGAAAGAAUUCGAUGGUAAAUCCUUGGUUUGCGUUUCUAAAGAAGGUCUCGAACUUGAAGAAACGGAAGAAGAGAAAAAAGCUCGUGAAACCGAAGCUAAAGAAUUCGAAUCUCUUUGUUCUGCAAUCAAAGAGAACUUGGGUGAUAAAGUCGAAAAAGUAGUAGUAUCAAACCGUAUCUCUGACUCUCCUUGCGUUCUCGUCACUGGUCAAUUCGGUUGGUCAUCGAAUAUGGAAAGAAUCAUGAAAGCUCAAGCUCUUCGUGAUUCUUCAAUGUCAACUUAUAUGGCAAGUAAGAAAACGAUGGAACUCAAUCCUCAUCAUCCAAUCAUCAAAGAACUCAAGAACCGUAUUUCGGAAGAUAAAUCCGAUAAAACAGUCAGAGAUCUUACUUUACUCUUGUUCGAAACCGCACUUCUUACUUCGGGUUUCACCCUUACCGCACCUCAAGACUUUGCUCAACGUAUCAAUAGGAUGAUCGCCCUCGGUUUGAGUAUCGAUUCUGAACCAGAGGCAGAACCCAUCUCCGCUGCUGGAGCUGACGAGACUGUUAUUGAAGAAGUUGGUGGAUCUAUGGAAGAGGUUGAUUAAAUGUAAGAUUAAUUCAAUGAUCAUGUGUGAAAGUGGGAUGGUAGAGGAAGAAAAGGUUAGCAUGAAUGAAGAUGGGUUAUAUGGAGUUGGGAAUGAGAGUUUAUAUGCAUUGUGACAUUCAUGACAGUUCUA